AUCGGCAGAUCGAGGUUUCUCGGCGAUCGACCGCUAGCUGCGCCGCCGGCCGGCCGCCAUGAUAUCGUGGCACGACCUGUACACGGUGCUGUGCGCGGUGGUGCCGCUGUACGUGGCCAUGAUCCUGGCGUACGGCUCCGUGCGGUGGUGGGGCGUCCUCACGCCGGACCAGUGCUCGGGCAUCAACCGCUUCGUCGCCGUCUUCGCCGUGCCGCUCCUCUCCUUCCACUGCAUCGCCGCCAGCAACCCCUACGUCAUGAACCUCCGCUUCGUCGCCGCCGACACGCUGCAGAAGGUCAUCGUCCUCGCCGCGCUCGCCGUCUGGUCGUGCCUCCCCGCGCGCGGCGGCGGCGGCGGUGGCGGCGCGACCCGGGCGCCGCCGAUCGACUGGUCAAUCACGCUCUUCUCCCUCUCCACGCUUCCCAACACGCUCAUCAUGGGGAUCCCGCUCCUCGUCGCCAUGUACGGCCGCUACUCCGGCGACCUCCUGGUGCAGGUCGUCGUGCUCCAGUGCAUCGUCUGGUACACGCUCCUGCUCGUGCUCUUCGAGUUCCGCGCCGCGCGGGCGCUCAUCGCGGGCCAGUGCCCGGACACCGCGGCGGCCAUCGCCGACGUGCGCGUCGACCCGGACGUGGUGUCGCUCGCUGCGAUGCGGCCCGGGGAGCGCGUCGCUAGCUUCAAGGCGGAGGCCGUGCAGGACGCGCUGGCGAAGUUGGAGUCCGGCUCGGCGGACCAGCGGCAGAACGUGAAGGAUGACGGCGGGGAGAACGGCGGCGGCGCGGGCGCGGGGAGAGCGGGUGGGCAGGCACCGGCGGGCGUGAUGAUGCGGCUCAUCCUCACGAUGGUGUGGCGCCGGCUGAUCCGCAACCCCAACACGUACGCCAGCGUCGUCGGCCUCACCUGGUCUCUCAUCUCGUUCCGAUUUCACAUCGCGAUGCCAAUCAUAGUGAGGAAUUCCAUCUCCAUACUCUCGGAUGCAGGGCUAGGGAUGGCCAUGUUCAGCUUAGGACUCUUCAUGGCCAUGCAACCGAAGAUCGUUGCCUGCGGAAACUCCGUCGCCGCCAUCACCAUGGCCAUCCGCUUCCUCUUGGGUCCCGCAGUCAUGGCGGCCACGUCUGCCGCCGUCGGCCUUCGAGGCACGCUCCUCUGCAUCGCCAUUGUUCAGGCCGCUCUGCCACAAGGAAUCGUGCCUUUUGUGUUCGCCAAGGAAUACGAUCUGCACGCCGCCAUUCUUUGCACCGGGGUCAUAUUUGGCAUGCUAAUUGGUCUUCCCAUCGCCUUGGUCUACUAUAUCAUUCUCGGACUGCUAUGACUGGUGACCAAGAGUGACCGUGCCAAAUGAAGCUUACACCUAGCUCAUGCAGACGGGACGAUGCAAUUAUACCACACGGACAGGAGACAACAGUGCAUAUCCACAAAGUUGUAGGCAUGAGGCAUGCCUGCAGUUGCUGACUCGACCUUCAUUUGAUCUUGAUAGCCUGAUAGGUCCCACAGAGACUGAGAGACCACCGCGGCGCCCAUGGAACCUCGUGGCCAAGAUAAAUGAGUUCACUAUGAGAACUUAGCAUCUGAUCACAAUUGCUGGCUGGAGGACCAGGACCAAAAGGAAUAACACUCAACAGCUGGA
This is a messenger RNA of Setaria italica (foxtail millet), 1627 nucleotides long. RefSeq names its product probable auxin efflux carrier component 3b. The record is from RefSeq and is a predicted model, not a curated record. Gene Ontology annotation, biological process: auxin polar transport; auxin export across the plasma membrane. Lineage: Eukaryota; Viridiplantae; Streptophyta; Magnoliopsida; Poales; Poaceae. Gene Ontology annotation, molecular function: auxin efflux transmembrane transporter activity. The transcript has 6 exons. The coding region runs from base 59 to 1312 and encodes 417 amino acids. Gene Ontology annotation, cellular component: endoplasmic reticulum; plasma membrane.